Eleginops maclovinus (Patagonian blennie) is the source of this 12848-nucleotide messenger RNA. It is a transcript of the gene htt, whose product is annotated as huntingtin. The transcript is spliced from 66 exons. NCBI's taxonomy places the organism in Eukaryota, Metazoa, Chordata, Actinopteri, Perciformes, Eleginopidae. Gene Ontology annotation, cellular component: nucleus; cytoplasm. The coding region runs from base 256 to 9759 and encodes 3167 amino acids. The record is from RefSeq and is a predicted model, not a curated record.
CGGGGGAACGCAGAGCAGCAUCAACGAUGGCUUAUUAUCCACCAACAUUUUGUUCAUUUAGGUUUUACAUUGUAAAACAAUAAGAGCUACCUUGCACGUAGAGAAGGCCGAGAGCCGGUGGUAGUUGUCGCGAGCAGUGUUAGCACUCUCGUUGCACUACGCACCGUUUGCUCUCUCCAGUGUGCUAGCUAGCUAGCUAGCUCACAUAGUAAAUAUUAGUUAGCCUAGCUAGCUUGCUUACUGUUGAUUGCUAAAAUGGCCACCAUGGAGAAAUUGAUGAAGGCCUUUGAGUCUUUGAAGUCAUUCCAGCAGCAGCAGGGACCACCAACCGCAGAGGAGCUUGUCCAGAGGCAGAAAAAAGAACAGGCUACUACGAAGAAGGACAGGGUCACCCACUGUCUGACAAUAUGUGAAAACAUCGUGGCUCAGUCUCUGAGAACGUCUCCAGAGUUUCAGAAACUGCUGGGCAUCGCUAUGGAGAUGUUCCUGCUCUGCAGUGAUGACAGCGAAUCAGAUGUCCGGAUGGUAGCCGACGAGUGCUUGAACAAAAUCAUUAAAGCGCUGAUGGACUCCAACCUGCCUAGACUGCAGCUGGAACUGUACAAAGAAAUUAAAAAGAAUGGUGCCUCUCGGAGUCUGAGGGCGGCUCUGUGGAGGUUUGCCGAGCUCGCUCACCUCAUCAGACCACAGAAAUGCAGACCCUACCUGGUGAACCUGUUGCCAUGCCUCUCUCGAAUUACCAAGCGGCAGGAGGAGACGGUGCAGGAGACUCUGGCUGCUGCAAUGCCUAAGAUCAUGUCUGCCUUGGGGCACUUCGCCAAUGACGGCGAGAUCAAGGUGUUGCUGAAGUCAUUUGUGGCCAACCUGAAGUCCAGCUCCCCCACCAUCAGGCGCACAGCAGCCAGCUCCGCUGUCUCCGUGUGCCAACACUCCAGACGCACCAGCUACUUCUACACUUGGCUCCUUAAUGUUCUGCUGGGUCUGCUGGUUCCUGUGGAUGAGGAGCACCCCACCCACCUAAUUCUGGGGGUGCUGUUGACCCUUCGCUACCUGAUGCCUCUGCUGCAGCAGCAGGUUAACACAUCCAGCCUCAAAGGAAGCUUCGGAGUCAUGAGGAAGGAGGCUGACGUCCAGCCCUCACCUGAGCAGCUCCUUCAGGUGUACGAGCUGACUUUACACUACACGCAGCACUGGGAUCACAAUGUGGUCACAGCAUCUCUGGAGCUCCUGCAGCAGAUGUUCAGGACCCCCCCGCCAGAGCUCCUGCACAUGCUCAUCACGGCGGGCAGCAUCCUGCAUGGCACCGUGUUCCGGCAGGACGCCGAGAGCCGCGCUCGCUCCGGCAGCAUCCUCGAGCUCAUUGGUAAAAUGCUCUCUGGAGAGGAGGAAGGUUUGGAGGAUGACGCUGAAAGAACAGAGGUCACAUUCACAGCGUCAGUCGUCGGUGCAGACGGCUCCUCUGCGGCCCAGGUGGACAUCAUCACCGAGCAGCCGCGCUCCUCCCAGCAUACCCUGCAGCCCGGCGAGUCUGUGGACCUCAGUGCCUCCUCGGAGCAGGGCGGAGGCGGGACUUCGGCUUCAGACACUCCAGAGUCACCCAACGACAACGAGGAGGAAAUGCUGAGUCGCAGCUCCAGCGGUGGGGCCAACGUUACUCCGGAAACGGCCGACUACACCACACCAGAGACCGAGGCAGCGCCCUUAGGAGAAGGCGGGCCUUUGCUCAGCACCAACGACCGCUCACUUCCACCCAGCGACUCCUCGCAGACCACCACGGAGGGGCCCGACUCAGCCGUCACCCCUUCGGACGUAGCAGAACUGGUGCUGGACGGCAGUGAGAGCCAGUACUCCGGGAUGCAAAUCGGGACAUUGCAGGAUGAAGAGGAGGAAGGAGCAGCCCCUUCGUCCCAGGAAGAGCCCCACGAGCCCUUCAUACAGUCAGCACUGGCUCUGAGCAAACCUCAUCUCUUCGAUGGCCGAGGCCACAACCGGCAGGGUUCGGACAGCAGCGUGGACCGCUUCAUACCGAAGGACGAGCCUGCCGAACCCGAACCUGUCAACAAGCCAUCACGGAUAAAGGGGCCAAUCGGACAUUAUACAGACCAGGGGGCGGAGCCACUGGUGCACUGUGUUCGGCUUCUUGCUGCUUCCUUCCUACUGACAGGACAGAAAAAUGGUCUGACCCCCGAUAAGGAGGUGCGAGUGAGCGUGAAGGCUCUGGCGGUCAGCUGCAUCGGGGCGGCGGCAGCGCUCCACCCUGAAGCCUUCUUUAAUUCCCUCUACCUGGAGCCGCUGGACGGCACUCCAGUAGCAGAACAACAGUAUAUCAGUGACAUGCUGGGCCUGGCUGACCACGGGGACCCCCAGAUCAGAGGGGCCAUAGCCAUCCUCUGCGCAGCCAUCAUACAAGCCGCACUCACCAAAACACGCUACAACAUACACAGCUGGCUGGCCAGUGUGCAGAGUGCAACAGGUAACCCUCUGUCCCUGGUGGAUUUGUUGCCUUUGCUCCAGAGAACUCUGAAAGAUGAAUCCUCCGUCACCUGCAAGAUGGCCUGCUCUGCAGUGAGGCACUGCCUCAUGACGGUGUGCAGCAGUACCCUGAGUGAGCUGGGCCUUCAGUUGAUGAUAGACCUUCUCGCUCUGAGGGACUCUUCCUAUUGGCUCGUUCGCACUGAGCUUUUGGAGACUCUGGCAGAGAUGGACUUUCGGUUAGUGAAUUUCCUGGAGAGGAGAACAGAACAUUUGCACAAAGGGGAUCAUCACUACACUGGGCGGCUGCGGCUGCAGGACCGAGUCCUGAACGAUGUGGUCAUCCGACUGUUGGGGGAUGACGACCCCAGAGUCCGACACGUGGCAGCAUCAGCUGUCAGCAGACUGGUUUCCAGGUUGUUCUACGACUGCGACCAGGGUCAAGUGGACCCAGUAGUGGCGAUUGCUCGCGACCAGAGUUCAGUCUACCUGCAGCUGCUGAUGCACGAGGCCCAGCCCCCCUCCCAGUUCACAGUUAGUACCAUCACAAGGACGUACAGAGGCUACAACUUGUCCAACAACGUGUCUGAUGUCACAAUCGAGAACAAUUUGUCCAGAGUCGUCACCGCCGUCUCCCACGCUUUCACCUCCUCUACCUCCAAAGCCAUGACUUUUGGCUGCUGUGAGGCCUUAUGCCUCCUGGCUACACAUUUCCCAGUGUGCACUUGGUGUACAGGCUGGCACUGCGGCUAUGUGAGCUCCAGCAGCAGCUUCUCUUCCCGCUCUAGUCUGAACCGCAGCAGGGGCCGGGCCCUCAGUGUAUCACAGACCGGCAGUGCUCCGGCCUCUUCAGCCCCCUCCUCGUCUGACACUGAGCGCAGGACUCUGACAGUAGGCAUGGCCAACAUGGUGCUCUCCUUACUCUCCUCUGCCUGGUUUCCACUGGAUCUGGCCUCACACCAAGAUGCACUUCUGCUGUCUGGCAAUCUGCUUGCUGCUGUGGCUCCUAAAUGCAUGCGUAACCCCUGGGCUGGAGAGGAGGAAGGCAGCGGUGGUAGCACCAACACCAGUGGAGGCCCCAAUAAGAUGGAGGAGCCCUGGGCAGGGCUGUCGGAGCGCUCCCUGGUGGCCAUGGUGGAGCAGCUCUUCUCUCACAUACUGAAGAUCCUCAACAUCUGCGCCCACGUGCUGGACGACACACCGCCCGGACCUGCUGUUAAAGCCACCCUCCCCUCCCUGAGCAACACCCCCUCCCUCAGUCCCAUCAGGAGGAAAGGCAAGGAGAAGGAUGCCGUGGAGCCCAGUGCUGUCCCCAUGAGCCCAAAGAAGAGCGUUGACAUCAACACAGGCAGGCCAGCAGACGGCACUGGGUCCACCGCUGUGAACAAAUCUACCACCCUCGGCAACUUCUACCACCUGCCUACCUACCUCAAGCUCUACGACGUCCUCAAAGCCACGCACGCCAACUACAAGGUGACGCUGGACCUCCACACUAGCCAGGAGAAGUUCGGAGGAUUUCUGCGUUCAGCUCUAGAUGUUCUCUCUCAGCUCCUGGAGCUCACCACACUGCAUGACAUCAGCAAGUGUGUGGAGGAAAUCUUGAGCUACCUGAAGUCCUGCUUCUCCAGAGAACCCACCAUGGCAACAGUUUGUGUACAACAGCUGUUGAAGACCCUGUUUGGCACCAACCUGGCCUCUCAGUGCGAGAGCGUCCUGAGCGGACCCAGCCGCUCCCAGGGCAAGGCUCUGCGCCUCGGCUCCUCCAGCCUGCGCCCAGGCCUCUACCACUACUGCUUCAUGGCGCCGUACACGCACUUCACCCAGGCUUUAGCUGAUGCCAGCCUACGCAACAUGGUGCAGGCUGAACAGGAGCAGGACACCUCUGGGUGGUUUGAUGUGAUGCAAAAAGCUUCGAACCAGCUGCGGUCCAACAUUGCAAACGCGACACGCCAAAGAGGAGACAAGAACGCCAUCCACAACCACAUCCGUCUGUUUGAGCCGCUGGUGAUCAAAGCUCUGAAGCAGUACACCACCAGCACCUCGGUGGCGCUGCAGAGACAGGUCCUGGACCUGCUCGCACAACUGGUGCAGCUCAGAGUUAACUACUGCCUGCUGGACUCUGAUCAGGUGUUCAUAGGGUUUGUCCUGAAGCAGUUUGAGUACAUUGAAGUGGGACAGUUCAGAGAUUCUGAAGCCAUCAUCCCCAACAUCUUUUUCUUCCUGGUGCUGCUUUCAUACGAGCGUUACCACUCCAAGCAGAUAAUCAGCAUCCCCAAGAUCAUCCAGCUGUGUGACGGCAUCAUGGCCAGCGGCAGGAAAGCUGUCACACAUGCCAUCCCAGCCCUGCAGCCAAUAGUCCACGACCUGUUUGUGUUGAGGGGCUCCAACAAAGCAGACGCAGGCAAAGAGUUGGAGACACAGAAAGAGGUGGUGGUGUCCAUGCUGCUCAGACUGGUGCAGCACCAUCAGGUGUUGGAGAUGUUCAUCCUCGUGCUGCAGCAGUGUCACAAAGAGAAUGAGGACAAAUGGAAGAGAUUGUCGAGGCAGAUCGCUGACGUCAUCCUUCCCAUGAUUGCUAAGCAGCAGAUGCACCUGGACUCCCCGGAGGCAUUGGGGGUGUUGAACACUCUCUUUGAGACGGUGGCGCCCUCCUCUCUCCGACCUGUGGACAUGCUGCUCAAGAGUAUGUUCACCACCCCGGUUACCAUGGCUUCCGUAGGUACGGUGCAGCUGUGGGUGUCCGGGAUCCUGGCGGUGCUCCGGGUGCUCGUCUCCCAGUCUACUGAGGACAUCGUCCUGUCCCGGGUCCACGAGCUCUCCCUCACACCUCAUCUCCUCUCCUGCCACACGAUCCGUCGCCUGCAUCAGCAGAGCCCCUCCCCGAGCGAGCCCCCUGCCGACGCACUCUGCAGUCAGGACGGUGAGGCACAGAAAGCCCUGCCUGAGGAAACCUUCGCCAGGUUCCUGCUGCAGCUGGUAGGGGUGUUGCUGGAUGACAUUUCCUCCAGACAGGUUAAGGUGGACAUCACAGAGCAGCAGCACACCUUCUACUGCCAGCAGCUGGGCACCCUGCUCAUGUGUCUCAUACACGUCUUCAAAAGUGGAAUGUUCCGCAGAAUCACCGCUGCAGCCAGCCGCCUCCUGAAGGGUGAGGGUGGAGGUGUGCAGCCUGGCGCAGAGGCUGGCCUUUUUUACCCACUAGAGUCUCUGAACAGCAUGGUGCAGUGCAUGAUCACCACCCACCCCUCCCUGGUGCUGCUGUGGUGCCAGGUCCUCCUCAUCAUCGACUACACCAACUACUCAUGGUGGGCGGAGGUGCACCAGACACCCAGGAGACAAAGCCUCUCGUGCACAAAGCUGCUGAGUCCUCACUCUUCAGGGGAAGGAGAAGACAAGCCUGAGACCCGGUUAGCUAUGGUCAACCGGGAGAUCGUUCAAAGGGGAGCGCUCAUCCUCUUCUGUGACUACGUGUGUCAGAACCUCCAUGACUCGGAGCAUCUGACCUGGUUGAUCGUCAACCACGUGCAAGACCUCAUCAACCUUUCCCAUGAGCCUCCAGUUCAGGACUUCAUCAGCGCCGUGCACCGCAACUCAGCUGCCAGCGGCCUCUUCAUCCAGGCCAUCCAGUCCCGCUGUGACAACCUCUGUGCUCCUACCAUGUUGAAGAAGACUUUGCAGUGUCUGGAAGGCAUCCACCUGAGUCAGUCCGGCUCCCUGCUGAUGCUGUACGUGGACAAGCUGCUCAGUACGCCCUUCAGGGUUCUGGCCCGCAUGGUGGACACACUGGCGUGUCGCAGGGUGGAGAUGCUGCUGGCUGAGACACUACAGAACAGUAAAGCUCAGGUGCCUGUGGAGGAGCUCAACAGGAUCCAGGAAUACCUACAGACCAGCGGCCUGGCUCAGAGGCAUCAGAGGUUCUACUCCCUGCUGGACAGGUUCAGAGCCACUGUUGCCGACACCAGCAGCCCCACACCUCCUGUGACGUCUCACCCUCUGGACGGAGACCCGCCUCCUGCCCCAGAGCUGGUUAAUGCAGAUAAGGAGUGGUACGUGGCUCUAGUGAAGUCCCAGUGUUGUCUCCGUGGAGAUGUUUCCCUGUUGGAGACGACAGAACUCCUCACCAAGCUACCUCCCGCUGACCUCUUAAACAGCAUGAGCUGCAAGGAGUUCAACCUUAGCCUGCUGUGUCCAUGCCUGAGUAUGGGGAUGCAGCGGUUGGCCCGGGGUCAGGGGUCGCUCUUGUUAGAGACAGCCUUGCAGGUGACCUUAGAGCGGCUUGCAGGGGUAACUGAGUCACUUCCUGUACCGCACCAGUCCUUCCUGCCGCCAGCACAGCCACAGCCCUACUGGAAACAACUAGCUGAUGUGUAUGAUGAGCCAGGUUUCUACCCCAGGGUUCUGUCGCUGUGCAGAGCGCUGUCCCAGUACCUGCUGAGUGUGAGCCAGCUGCCGUCCUCACUACACAUCCCCGCAGACAAGGAACACCUCAUCACCUCUUUCACCUGCACCGCUGCCGAGGUGGUGGCGUGGCGUCUCCUCCAGAACCAGCUGCCCCUCAGUGUGGACCUGCAGUGGGCUCUGUCCUGCCUGUGCCUGGCCCUGCAGCAGCCCUGCGUCUGGAACAAACUCUCCACCGCGGAGUACGCCACGCACACCUGCUCCCUCAUCUACUGCCUCCGCCUCAUCAUCGUUGCAGUUGCUGUGAGUCCUGGUGACCAGCUUCUGCAUCCGGAGAAGAAGAAGACGAGGGCGGAAAAAGACGCCGAAGGAGACGAGGUAGACUCGGCACAAGUUGACCACAUUUGUGAGUGGCAGGCAUGCGAAAUCAUGGCGGAGCUGGUGGAAGGCCUGCAGAGCAUCCUGGCCCUGGGUCACCAUAGAAACAGUGCAUUCCCCGCUUUCCUCACACCAACCUUGCGCAACAUUGUCAUCAGUCUGUCCCGGCUGCCUCUGGUCAACAGCUACACCAGAGUACCUCCACUGGUUUGGAAACUGGGCUGGUCCCCUCAGCCAGGAGGAGAGUACGGUACCACGCUGCCUGAGAUCCCUGUGGACUUCCUGCAGGAAAAGGAUGUCUUCAGAGAGUUCCUCUACCGCAUCAACACACUGGGCUGGAGCAGCAGAACUCAGUUUGAAGAGACCUGGGCCACACUACUGGGGGUGCUGGUCACCCAACCCAUCACUAUGGACCAGGAGGAGGAGACUCAGCAGGAGGAGGACUUGGAGCGUACCCAGUUGAAUGUGUUAGCAGUGCAGGCCAUCACCAGCCUGGUGCUGAGUGCCAUGACCCUGCCCACUGCUGGCAACCCUGCAGUCAGCUGUCUGGAACAGCAACCCCGCAACAAGAGCCUCAAAGCCCUGGAAACACGGUUUGGAAGGAAACUGGCAGUGAUCCGAGGCGAGGUGGAGAGAGAGAUUCAGGCCCUUGUGUCGAAGAGAGACAACGUCCACACACACCACCCGUACCACGCCUGGGACCCUGUGCCCUCGCUGUCGGCAGCCUCUGCCGCAGGCACACUGAUCAGCCAUGAGAAGCUGCUGCUUCAGAUCAACACAGAGAGGGAGAUGGGAAAUAUGGACUACAAACUAGGACAGGUCUCUAUCCACUCAGUGUGGCUAGGUAACAACAUCACCCCACUGAGAGAGGAAGAAUGGGGGGAGGAUGAAGAAGAUGAAGCAGACACUCCAGCCCCCACCUCCCCGCCCACAUCUCCUAUCAACUCCAGGAAGCACCGUGCAGGGGUGGACAUUCAUUCAUGUUCCCAGUUCCUCCUGGAGCUCUACAGUCAGUGGCUGAUCCCUGGCUCCCCGAGUAACAGGAGGACCCCAACCAUCCUCGUCAGUGAGGUGGUCCGAUCGCUGCUGGCGGUGUCGGACCUGUUCACAGAGAGGAACCAGUUCGACAUGAUGUUCUCCACCCUGAUGGAGCUGCAGAAGCUCCACCCCCCAGAGGAUGAGAUCCUCAACCAAUACCUGGUGCCUGCCAUCUGCAAGGCUGCUGCCGUACUGGGAAUGGACAAAGCAAUAGCGGAGCCCGUGUGCCGCCUGUUGGAGACGACCCUGCGCAGCACCCACCUGCCCAGCCGCAUGGGGGCUCUGCAUGGAGUGCUGUACGUGUUGGAGUGUGACCUGCUGGACGACACGGCCAAACAGCUCAUCCCCACCAUCUCCGAGUACCUGCUGUCCAACCUGCGGGCCAUCGCUCACUGUGUGAACCUGCACAACCAGCAGCAUGUGUUGGUGAUGUGCGCCGUGGCCUUCUACAUGAUGGAGAACUACCCUCUGGAUGUGGGGGCGGAGUUUAUGGCUGGCAUUAUACAGGUGUGUGGUGUGAUGGUGUCUGCCAGCGAGGACUCCACCCCCUCCGUCAUCUACCACUGUGUGCUGCGGGGUCUGGAGCGCCUGCUGCUGUCGGAGCAGCUGUCCCGCGUGGACGGAGAAGCGCUGGUCAAACUCAGCGUGGACCGAGUCAACAUGCCUUCCCCACACAGAGCCAUGGCCGCCCUGGGCCUCAUGCUCACCUGCAUGUACACCGCGGUGCUUGCGUCGGGUUCAGACGUGACAGGGGUUAGAGGUCAGGUUGACUGUUCCUCAGCAGAGGCGAUGGGCGUCACGGCGGGUCAUGUUGGUUUCUCCUCAGGCAAGGAGAAAGCCAGCCCUGCCAGUCGCCCCGCCCACUCUGACCCUCAAGCCCCGGACAGCGAGUCAAUCAUUGUUGCCAUGGAGAGGGUCUCUGUGCUGUUUGACAGGAUUCGGAAAGGUUUACCCAGCGAGGCUCGGGUCGUGGCCAGGAUCCUUCCCCAGUUUCUGGACGAUUUCUUCCCCCCACAGGACGUCAUGAACAAGGUUAUCGGCGAGUUCCUGUCCAAUCAGCAACCUUACCCACAAUUCAUGGCCACUGUCGUCUACAAGGUGUUCCAAACCCUCCACGCCACAGGACAGUCCUCUAUGGUGCGAGACUGGGUGCUGCUGUCCCUGUCUAACUUCACCCAGAGGACUCCGGUGGCCAUGGCCAUGUGGAGCCUCUCCUGUUUCUUUGUCUCGGCCUCCACCUCCCAGUGGAUCUCUGCCCUACUGCCACAUGUGAUCAGCCGUAUGGGCUCCAGCGAGGUGGUGGACGUCAACCUGUUCUGCCUGGUGGCCAUGGACUUCUACCGGCACCAGAUCGACGAGGAGCUCGACCGCAGGGCUUUCCAGUCCGUCUUCGAGACCGUGGCGUCGCCAGGGAGCCCCUACCACCAGCUGCUGGGCUGCCUGCAGUCCAUCCACCAGGACACGUCCCUCUGAGGAGAGGAGAGGACACAGAGGCAGAAGGAGAGAGGCCGGGGGCAGCGGAGCACGGAGAGGAAAGUGGAUUAGAGUGGGAAAUGUGGUAGGGCGAGAAAUUAGAUCUCCAUGCACUGCUCCUUAGUUUGAGCUGGAGGGGAAUGUUUCAUUAGAAAAACCUGCUGUAGCCUCACCCAUUCCCCUCCUGAAAUGAGAACUACUGAUGAGGAAUUCAUUAGAGCAAGCAAAAGGAAAAAAAAAAAGAAGCUGAAUCAAAGGACAAAAUGUCUGAAGAGUUCCCCUACAAGAAGGACACGAAACCUUCAAACUGUGGUUCCGACUACACCCCUACAGACCAUUCCUCUGAACGACGGCACCUUGAACACCUCCUCCCACCCAGCACCUUGAUUAAAAAAAAAUAACAUUAAUCAAACAGAGAUUGGAUUUGUUUAUUUUCCUGUGAGAACUUGCUUGAGUAUUGUGAUGUCAGUAAAGUCAAAUAGAGGAAAGUAUUUACUAUAUUUAAAGUUCCAAUGCAUCUAUUUUUCAGAGUGCUAAAGGUCGGGUUAGGACAAUGGGCUGACACAAAUGCCUGCAUAAUGUUGUCAAUAAUUAUAAUCUCUGAAGACUGUUUUUAUAUUUAUGUUUCUUGGGGUCAUUCUCUGACACAGGAGUUGAAUAGUAAAUAUUUUAUGUGUAAGAAUGAUCACUAAUAGCCAUAUCAUUUAUUUUUUUUCUCCAAUGAUGAGAAGAUAGAUGUUAUGAUUUGUCAAAGGACAUUUCUGUAUCUGUGCAGGCAUUCUGGAUGUUCUACAGGUGGAAAGCCUCCCCCUGUUUUUGAGUUUUAAAAUUCUCCAUAUUUUUAACUGACUAAGGGCCCAUUUAAAACACUAAAGAGGGUGCGAAAUACCAAGCAAAAAAAUACCAAAAUUGCAGUGAUGUCGUCUUUUUUCAACCAGUAGCAUGCGGGGAAAGUAUUUCCUCCUCUGAUUUUUAUCAUAUUGCUAAAAUCUGUAUUUUUUUUUCCUGCUUUACUUUUCAAGUCUUGUGUUCUCCCCCAUGCACCGGAAUGAUUCCACCUCUCCAUUUCCUGUACUCUUUUAAUUCUCAGGAUGUAAGAUGUGACUUUUAAUGUUGUACUAAGACUGGAAGUGAUUUGCAGUCGUCUUUAAAUGGAUUUACAUUUGUAUCUUGUAAAAAAAAAUCUAUAUUGUAAAGUAGUAUGAAAGCCAUGGUGCAUGAUGAAGUAAGAUCUGUGUUGAGAUGAGAGAUGUUUAAAAUAGACGGUAAGAUAAUGUGAUUCUUUUUCUGUCUGUCUUAACACGCAUACACGAUGAGCAGAAAGUAUUUUAUUGAAGACUUAACCUCGAGUUGCCUGGGGAGCGUUACUCUGUACAUACACUUGCCUUAGAUAAAGACUGAAUAUAUGUCUGUCCUGUACACUGAAAGCUUGAAAGCAUGCUUAGCGUUAAUGCUAAUUUUCUUGCAUAGUCCUUAAUACUGUAUUUCCGCAGAGGGUAUGGUUGCCAUGAGUGGAAGAGAUGUUACGCAAUCCAAAGGGAGCCUUGUAACCUUAGCGAUCAACCGCAGCUUUGACAAAUCAACAGACGAGAAAGUGUAGCCUAGCGAUGCCACGGUGACAGCAGGAGCUUUUCUGUGUUUUUGUUGAAUUUUAAAUAUUUCCUCACUCGUUGUGCAGAAUAUUAAAUACACAGAGCACUAAAAAAAACCUAGCCUAACUCGUGUUUGUUAGGGGCUUUCUUGAUAUGCAACAAUACAUAAAAGAAUGAUUUGUAUGCUAAAUGUUGCCACUUUCCAACUUUUCCAACAAUGUGACUGACUUCUUUUUUGAUCAUUUUAAAGAGGCCCUAUUGCACUUUCAGGGCUUACCCUUUCCUCUAGUGUCAUAGGUUUUCGUGCCUGUGAAUGGUCUGCAAAGUCUUAAAUCCCAAAGCUCCCUCCAAAGGGAGUUUCUCUCCAACCCCCCCACCUGCCUGAAAUGCCCUGACUCGACUCCUUUGGUUGACUUCGGUAACAUAUGACAUCACUAUAUAAUACCUGGAUUUCUAUUGGAUAGUGCUCCAACAAAUUGUACGUGAUAAUCCAAGGGGUGGGACAGCUCUGAGCGUUUGACCAAUCCGAGCAGACUGUGCUCUGGUUUCAGACAGGGAGUGAAAAGGAGCUGCAGUAUGGGAAAAAUACAGGACCUUUUAGAACAUUAAAGCAUGGAAACAUGUCACAAAAACUAAAACAGAAAAUGAGCAUAGUAGGGCCUCUUUAAUAUAAUAUAUCCACAUAAUAAAUGACAUUGCAGCUGUUAGAAUUCCAUUUUGAGGCCUCCCUGAAGUAGAUUAAACAACUGUAGUGAAUCCUGUUCAGUUUAAGUCUGUUUGUAUGGGGGAAGAAAACAGACGAUCGUAAACUGGUUUUCCUGCACUACUUAAAGGAUAUUUAAAGGAAAUUAUCCCAAGCAGAAUGUUCUUUUCAUCUUGUCUUUUAGAAUCUUCUCAACAGCAAAAGACUGACUGGGGACAACUGCAGGGGGUAAUGCGAUUACCCGGAAAUCUUUUGUGGUUUUGGGGAGGUGGGCGUAGAGGUUGUGGAAAAAGGUCAUGUUCAACUGAUUUAACAUGCUUUCAGUUUAAAGACUUUAUUUUCCUUCCAUUUGAAGAAUCAGCCACUUGGAAAAGAAUAGUUUUAAGAAAGAAUAGGUCUAAAUAAAAAGCUGAGAAUCACCGUGACAUGUUCUCGGCCAAGUUCAUUGCCUUCUCCAUAAUGUCAUCAACUCUUUGUGUUUAGCAUGUUGGUGCUUAGCUUUGAAAAAUACCUCCUUUGUUCCCCUGUUUUAGAAUAUACAGUUUGGCUACGGACUAGCCACAACUGUGAUUUAUACAAUUAUUCUAAAAGGUGGUUAAAGGACUGCAGAUUAUGUAAUUCCCUGAACAGUUUCCUGUCUUGAGCUUCAAGCCUCCUUUUACAUCUUUUAUUUUUAUUUUUUACAAAAGCCUGUGAAAAAAAAAAGAUUGUGUAUUUAGGUUCAUUUCAAUAUUUUAAAGAGAUUGAUCACUGCAUUUGGUCUGUUGUAGAAAUGAAUAAAUUAUUUAAAGAUG